Molecule: messenger RNA, 3392 nt
Organism: Gavialis gangeticus (Gharial)
Lineage: Eukaryota; Metazoa; Chordata; Crocodylia; Gavialidae
Gene: RAP2A
Product: RAP2A, member of RAS oncogene family
Exons: 2
Coding region: 32-583 (183 amino acids)
Biological process (GO): negative regulation of cell migration; Rap protein signal transduction
Cellular component (GO): plasma membrane
Molecular function (GO): GTP binding; GTPase activity; GDP binding
Source: RefSeq, a predicted model, not a curated record
UGAGGCCGUUGGGCGGCGGUUGGGAGGGAGGAUGCGCGAGUACAAGGUGGUGGUGCUGGGCUCGGGCGGGGUGGGGAAGUCGGCGCUCACGGUGCAGUUCGUGACGGGCACGUUCAUCGAGAAGUACGACCCCACCAUCGAGGACUUCUACCGCAAGGAGAUCGAGGUGGACGCGUCGCCCUCCGUGCUGGAGAUCCUGGACACGGCCGGCACCGAGCAGUUCGCCUCCAUGCGGGACCUCUAUAUCAAGAACGGGCAGGGCUUCAUUCUGGUCUACAGCCUGGUCAACCAGCAGAGCUUCCAGGACAUCCGCCCCAUGCGCGACCAGAUCAUCCGCGUCAAGAGGUAUGAGAAGGUGCCAGUAAUUCUGGUUGGCAAUAAGGUGGACCUGGAAAGUGAAAGAGAAGUAUCAUCGAAUGAAGGAAGAGCCCUAGCAGAAGAAUGGGGCUGUCCUUUUAUGGAGACCUCCGCUAAAAGUAAAACAAUGGUGGAUGAGCUAUUUGCAGAAAUUGUGAGACAAAUGAACUAUGCAGCUCAGCCAGACAAAGAUGAUCCAUGCUGUUCUGCAUGCAAUAUACAAUAGCAUUAAAAAUAACCUAAUUUGGACCUAAUUUGCAGAAUUUUUGUAAGUUGGUUUAAAAAAAAACUGCUUGCUUCACUUCCUGGUUUGGGGGUCACAUGGAAACGUCUUAAGUGAAGUAGCAACAUUAACUUGGAGCUGAGCAUUGAAAGUCCAUCACUGUCUCUGAACAUAAUUGGGUUAAAUAACUACAGCUUAUCUCAGUCAUCCCAUCCCUCCCUCUGUGCACCUGCGACUUUAUGGCAUCACCAAUUGAUCCUACAGGGUGAUCUCAGCUGAGCUAUAUAGAUGAUUGGCAUCAUGUCAGGCAGCAGCAGCUAUUGUAUAAAUUAAAACAAACAACUAAAUGUGGUGAAACGAAAGCGCUAGAGAAGACCUUCAAAGACUGCUUGCGGUUAGCAUGUUCUAUGCUGAUAUACACACACACAAAAAAGGAGAACAAAGUAUUUCAGUGUCUACAUGCUGAAUUUCAGGACUUGUGCUAUGGUCAAGUUUACUCAGUCCAGUAUGGUAAUUUCAUCUGAACUUCUGACAGUGUUAGAGGGGGAGGCUGUCUGAGAUCUGUGUUUCAAAUUGACACUAUUAUUCCACACUUUAUCUUCACCUUGACAAAUAGAAAACAUUGCAUCACUAAGCGAAAGCAGAGAUGAUGAUCUGAAAAACCAAUGGCUAGUGAAGAAACAUAGUGUGGCAUCAAAAUAUUUUAAUUUUUUUGCUUUGCUGCUCAAAAAUGAAGGAUCACUUCAGGUUGGUCAGAAAAAAAGCCAAACAAACCACCCUCUGUUUACAAAGCAGGAGACAUCUUUAUCACUUUACUGGACCAGGAGGAAGCAACUGUGAUUGAGAAAAAAUAUCGCUUAGCCUUACUAACAAGGAACACUUUAAUGGAUUAACUAGUACCAUCUUGUAAGGAAAAUGAAGCCAUGUUGCAUCCAGAUGUUCCCUUCAGCAGAAACCUCAAGGGACAGUAUGAACAUCCUGCAUUUUAAGUUUGCUAAAUAUGACAAUUUUUCUUGCCUUGAAGGGCUAUGUUCUUUGGUGUGAUCCCUAACUAACCUUUGGAAAUCAAGUUUGCUAUUUCAUAGCUAUAAGGCUGGUAAUUGUUAAUUGAAUAACCAUGUGAAAUCACUUUGGUUCAGAGAUGGAAUAGGGAUUAUGGUUGUAAUACUGUAGAUGAGGGAAGACAUGGCUCUCUAACUGCCUGAUACACUACUCAAAAGUUGCUCUGAUUGUUGGAGUGUUAGACAGUGGGAGCAAACAUUUUGUUUUUGAAGGGUGCUCGAGCUCUGACUUGCUAGUUUUCAUAGCAGUGAAGUAUUUAUCAUUUGCAUGACUAAUGGCACAGAAAUAUCUAUUCUGAAGUCUUACAAUCAAGUAUAGAAAAGUUUUUUCAAUUGCAGUGUUUAGGUUUUAAAUGCUGGAGAGAUUUGUCUUGAGCUGGACUUUAACAGAUAAAAUUGGCCAUCAAAAUACAAUAUCACUGAGCCUGUGGUCCAACUACCACUAUGCUUCUUAUUUGUUUCUCAGUCGUGUGCAGUAACAGUGUAGUUUCUUGUGUGUAAAUGAGAGGACAAGGGUGUGUGUGUGUGUGCAUGUGCGUGGCCCUCAGCAAUGCUGUAAUUACAGUUGGGGUUUUGCAAGAGUUUCCUCCAGCAGCAGAACCACUGUAAAAAGCAUUCUAAUCUUCUAAAAAUGAAGUUCAAGUGUAAAACUGCUUUGCAUUUUUGAUCUAGUUCAGUGGAAAGCAAGCUGAAGAAAAUCUUAAAGACAGAAAAGAACUGGUCAUCAUUGCCCUUCUGCUUCAAGUAAGCAAGAGCAUUAAAUGUGAGGCCCUUCUAUUCAAAUUUUUCUAAAAUGUGGAACAGUUUCAACAUUUCUGACUAAUUGCUACUGCCUUUGCACCUUGUUCACCUGUUGUCAGCCACUUGUGUUUGUAAGCAAGAUUUGAGACAUUGAAUUAGGGGUAUUUUUAUUUCCUAAAAUAAUGAUAUGGAUAGGUGAGUUGAGCAAUACAAUUAUGAGUAAAACAGCUUGUGAAUUUGGGGCCCAACACAUUUGUAUGGGGAAAUAUGAUCUAAUUUGAUACCGGCAUACCGUUUUGCAAUGCAUGUUAAGCAAUGUUCUCUACAAAAAAUGCUAAAAUAUGGCCUUACAAAUUGCUCUUCAACCAAUAAAAUGGCUUGAAUAACAAAUACAAAGGGUCUAACAAGAAUCUUAUAACUCACAAAAAAAGUGACUGUUGUUAAAAUUGCACAGUAAAAUGGCAAAUAGAAAAUGUUAUUAAAAAUACUUCCUAGAUACAUUUUUCAUAUGAAUUUCCAUUUUAAUGACUAAGCAACAUGUAUGAUCUCACAAAUCAUUGGGGGAGAAGUAAACAUGGUUCUUUCUGGUAUAAUUCUAAGGAAGUAGUUAUGCACUAUUUUGUAUUUCUGCCAAUGUGAAUAUAGUGGAGCUUGAGUCCAUGACCGUUGCAUUUGACUUCUCAAAGCAAAUGGGUAACAGGAGAGGAGUGAAGUAAGCCACAUGAAAGGUUGGUGGCUAUCCUAAGAGUCAUUGGUCUUGGGUCACUGCUUAAUUUGUACCCUGAUCAGACUACCAGUUACAGUACGUGAAAGUUUUCAUGACAUGCCUUAAAAUAUUAUGGUUUGAUCCAAAGACCCACAUUUUGUUUAGCUGUUCUUGUAGAGUUUUGUACUUUUCUACAAAGGCAGCAAUCUUUAAUUUUUAUUAAUUUUUCUCAGUGUUGCAACAUUUAUUCCUUUAAGCUGUGAUAGUGGUAGAGAUGGAAUCUUCCCCCCCACACCCUUUAAAA